AGAAAAAGCAGCAGAACCCAAUGCAGCCUGUAGCCCAUUCAAAGGCCUACUGUUGGACCUCUGCUUAUUUUGCAAUACGUCUUUAGUACGGACUGAAAAAUGUCCGAUUUCGAUGAGUUUGAGAAGCAGUUAAGCGAAAAUCGGCAAGAGCGGGAGAAGGAGCGACACAAGAAGCGUAGCCGCAGCCGGUCUCUGAGCCGUGGCGAGAAGCACCGCCGCUGGAGCAAGGACUCCAGGGGGCGGAGUCACGAGAAGCGCAGCAGCAGCCGCGACCGCAAGGGUCGUGACCGACGGAGCAGCUCACGCGAGCACAAGAAGCACAGCUACUCUCCUCGGAGAAGCCGUAAGAAAAGGACAUACAAGUACUGGGAUGUUCCCCCUCCGGGAUUCGAGCACAUCACCCCCAUGCAGUACAAGGCAAUGCAAGCUGCAGGGCAGAUCCCCACGAUAGCUUUACUGGCAACAUCCACCACCAGCGGCGUGGCAGUGACGCCCACCCAGGUGCCGAUGGUCGGCAGCCAGAUGACCCGGCAGGCCAGGCGGCUUUAUGUCGGCAACAUCCCCUUCGGCCUGACGGAGGAGGCCAUGGCGGAUUUCUUCAAUACCCAGAUGCGAUUGGCUGGCUUAUGUCAAGGUCCCACCAAUCCCGUCCUCGCUGUUCAGAUAAACCAGGACAAGAACUUUGCCUUCCUUGAAUUUCGGUCCGUGGAUGAGACCACGCAGGCAAUGGCCUUCGACGGCAUCAUUUUCCAGGGUCAGUCGUUAAAAUCAGGCGGCCCCACGACUAUCGCCCCCUGCCUGGCAUCUCAGAGCAGCCCGCCUUCCACGUACCAGGGGUCGUCUCCACCGUGGUUCCAGACUCGCCACACAAGCUCUUUGUCGGAGGCCUGCCCAACUAUCUCAGUGACGAUCAGGUACCCCGCCCUCAGUCUCUGUCGCCGGGGAGCCGACCCACAACCCUCCUGUGUUUCUGUCCCACUGCUGCACGUGGAACUCAAGCAGGCAUGCACACACACGCACACGCACGCACGCACGCACGCGCACGCACAUACAUACAUAAAAUAAACACUCGUCUCUGUGUAACUGAUUAGUAGGAAAAGAAAGCCUGUCAAAGUUACCUCACCGCUUAAAAUUCAUUACAAGAUACUGGGGGGUCAAAUGUCAGCAUCAUGUUUAAAGCUAGCUGCUGAAAAUAGCCGCACAUUUGAGGUUUUUUUUUUUUUUUUUUAAAGAUAUUCAUGGGAUUUAUUAAACAUUUAUUAGACAUGUAGGUAAUGAGUUGACAGUUACAUUACGCUCAUUGUUUAUCCAGCUGUAAAUUAUGAAGAUAUUGAG
Molecule: messenger RNA, 1335 nt
Organism: Brienomyrus brachyistius
Lineage: Eukaryota; Metazoa; Chordata; Actinopteri; Osteoglossiformes; Mormyridae
Product: splicing factor U2AF 65 kDa subunit-like
Exons: 7
Coding region: 100-1065 (321 amino acids)
Cellular component (GO): commitment complex; U2AF complex; nuclear speck
Molecular function (GO): pre-mRNA 3'-splice site binding; poly-pyrimidine tract binding
Source: RefSeq, a predicted model, not a curated record